Papilio polytes (common Mormon) is the source of this 1033-nucleotide messenger RNA. RefSeq names its product NADH-ubiquinone oxidoreductase subunit 8-like (gene Ndufs8). The transcript has 5 exons. Gene Ontology annotation, biological process: mitochondrial respiratory chain complex I assembly; mitochondrial electron transport, NADH to ubiquinone. The coding region runs from base 71 to 739 and encodes 222 amino acids. The record is from RefSeq and is a predicted model, not a curated record. Gene Ontology annotation, molecular function: 4 iron, 4 sulfur cluster binding; NADH dehydrogenase activity. Gene Ontology annotation, cellular component: membrane. Lineage: Eukaryota; Metazoa; Arthropoda; Insecta; Lepidoptera; Papilionidae.
AAUUAAAAUUGACAUUUCAGCGACUUCAGUGAAAGUCCUGAGUUAUAUUUAAUUAAUACAUUGAAAGAAAAUGUCUCUAGCUAAAUUAUUUUCGGUUUCAGCGCGAGUUCGCGCAGCCGGGACUAAUAGCUUGUUACUUCGUUGUGCUCAAUAUAGUUCGUCUAAUCAAGAUGGCAAAGGAGAAAAGUCUUAUCCGCCGAACAUGCCAGGAUAUAUGUAUGUCAAUCCUCAUGAUCCAGACAUGUCUGUCAAGGAAAUGUCUGACAGAGCUGCACAAACUGUCUUUUGGACAGAAUUGGCCCGCGGUAUGGCUGUUACUCUAGCCCAUUUAUUCAAGGAGCCUGCGACCAUCAACUAUCCAUUUGAAAAGGGGCCUUUGUCACCAAGAUUCCGCGGUGAACAUGCUCUCCGUCGGUACCCAUCUGGUGAGGAGAGAUGCAUUGCAUGCAAACUCUGUGAAGCCAUAUGUCCUGCUCAGGCCAUUACUAUAGAAGCUGAAGAACGUAAGGAUGGCUCACGACGAACAACUCGUUACGACAUUGAUAUGACUAAAUGCAUCUACUGCGGUUUCUGCCAGGAAGCAUGUCCCGUCGAUGCUAUAGUUGAAGGCCCCAACUUCGAGUACUCAACUGAAACUCAUGAGGAACUUCUCUAUAAUAAGGAGAAGUUGCUGUUGAACGGUGACAAGUGGGAGAGUGAGAUAGCAACCAACAUCAGAGCCGACCAUCUUUACCGUUAGAUUUCUGUUAGUGUAAAUAAUGUUUUAGGACCUAUUUUGGAACAGUUUUUACCCUUUUUUCUGCAGUGUCAUAGAGCUACUAUGCUAGAUUUUUUUUAAAUUAACUGUUUUAGUCAAUUUAUUUUCUUAAUUUGUAUAUAUUGUAAAAUUUCACAAUUUACUCUAAAAUAUUAUUUGAUAUAUCAUAUUGUCAAUUUAUUUUUACAUAUUUGCUCCAAGAUAAGUCCUGAAACUAGGUUGUAUAGAAUAAAUUAUUUUUAUUUGUUAUAAAUAAAAUAAACAUCUCAUUUAAAA